UAAUAAAUAAAAAAUUGUUUCAGAUCUCGUAAAUCAACUCCCAAAAUUGAUCACCAUGAUGGUAAAAAAGUACUCUCAAGGUAAGAAUUCAAAAUUCGGGCGUUACAGUAAAAAGAAGGACAAAAAGUAUUUCUUCAAGAAGAAAAAUCCAAAAAAACGCGUUAACCCAUUGGUGGUACAAAAAGCAAUAGAAUGUCCUUGGAUCACUUCAAUCCGCCGAUUUCUUCAGACAAGUAUGGACGUGAACUUACUAAACUUAACGGAGCCUCUACUUCACACAGCGGUCCGCAUCUCCAAGUACACAAUGGUCCAACAAUUACUAGCCGCCGGAGCAGAUCCCAAUGACGUACCAAAAUUAGGUGACUGUGGUCACCCUCCUAAAUUUUUGGUUCCCAGUCCCAAGAUCCAGUGUCCUUGUCCACCAUUGAUAAUCGCAGUGGAUAGAGGCAACGAGAAGAUGGCCAAGUUGCUGAUUCAAAACAAAGCCGAUCCUAACAUCGUAUCUUGCUACGGUUCAGCUUUGAAUAUUGCUGUGGAGAAAGAUUCAUACCGUGCUGACAAUAAUUUGUUGACUAUCAUCGAGAUUAAGGCCUUCAACUUCUUCCUUGAACAAUUAGUGAAAAAUUAA
Molecule: messenger RNA, 628 nt
Organism: Cotesia congregata
Lineage: Eukaryota; Metazoa; Arthropoda; Insecta; Hymenoptera; Braconidae
Source: the annotation of a GenBank genome assembly